Molecule: messenger RNA, 831 nt
Organism: Melozone crissalis (California towhee)
Lineage: Eukaryota; Metazoa; Chordata; Aves; Passeriformes; Passerellidae
Exons: 5
Coding region: 214-831 (205 amino acids)
Molecular function (GO): DNA binding
Source: RefSeq, a predicted model, not a curated record
GUGCUGAGCUCAGCCAGACCCAAGGGAGCCUCCCAGCAAAGGGCUUUAGGAUGAGGCAAGCUCAGAGGGGUGAGAAUGGGAACAGAGAAAUAACUGGCAGAGAAAAUGCAGUGCCAAGCAUUUUAUAUCUGCAGGUUGUGCUGCCCUGGGUAAAGCACAGCUUGUGAACACUCCCACCCACAGGAGAGCCCAAACCCCUGUGGUGACAUUGCCAUGCUGUCCCUCUGCUCCAGGUGGGCAGCCCUGAUGUCAGGCAAGCUGUACGUGCUCAUCAGCUGGCCCGACGGCAGCCGGGUCAUCAGCAUGGAGAACAUCAAGGAGCCCCGCAAGCCCUUCCACCUCUACAGCGUGGGGGAGCAGGUCCUGGCCCGCUGCCCUGGCUUCAGUGGGCUCUACUGGGGUGUGGUGGAAGGCAUCAGUGAGCAUAAAGGUAUUUUGGAGAAGAAGCUGCUGGAAGAUCGACAGCUCCUGGAGAAGUUAAAAGAAGAACCAGCUGUCCACAGCAUGAUGCCAUCCCCACCAAAGAAAUCCAGGAAAACCUUUCCAAAAUGGACCCCAGGGAAUGCAUCCAGGAAACACCCCAGUGACAGGACCUGUCCUGCAGAGCCUCUGCUGAGGGUGGCAGAGGCCAGCCUGCCCCACGAUAAAAUCAGCACAGCCUGCAAGACUCUGCUCUACAAGCUCUUCACCUCUGACUACAUCCAGAGCCAUUCCAUCACGGGGCGCAGGGGUAACACCUUCCACGAGGCGAAGCCCAUGAUGGACGAACGCUGCAUCAAAAUCAUCAGGAGUGAUUAUCACCUCAAGGAUUACAUCUACCACGAUCGAUGA